CAGUUUGAGGUUAACACCUCACUGUAACUUUAUCUAAGCAUCGCCCCUAAAACAUGUUGUCGCUUUUAAAUGAAGAAGAGCAUGAAAUGUCUUCACUACAGAAAUGCAUCAGUAGUGCCUCAGCCAGGAAUGGUGCGUUUAGGAGCAGCUCCUAUGAGGACAAAGUCAGUUCUGCAACACAAGCAGUGAAUCUGUACAGACUGGUUGCUGGCAUCAUUGGACUGAUAUGUGCACUGCAGGCCGUUCUGAACGUCUCCCUUUGCCUUGUUCUCUAUCUGAAAGCUGGAAACAACACCCUGACUGAAGAGGUAGACGGACUGUGGAGCAGCCUUGGUUUUGGUCCAAAUCGGGGAAAUCUGCCAGAAGAGGGAGACAAGCUUAGAGCUAUCUAUGAUAUUGAAGAGGCGGGCAUGACAAAUCUCACUGUAGAGAGGGAUGAGCUGAAGAAGCAGUUAAAGGACUUUGCUUUACAGCUUGACUCCCUGACAAAACAGCGAGACCAUUUAAAGACAAUCAACUCUGAAAUUGAAUCCAGCAACAGGAACUUGACUGAAGAAAGAGAUGUGUUAAACAAGACGCUGACUGACCUUGUUUCACAAGUCGACUCCCUGACUGACGAAAGUAACAUGAUGAAGAAUACAAGCACUGUCAUCAAGGCCACAUCUGAAAGUCUCAGCAUGGAGCUAGAUGACCUAAAGAGAAGACUGAAUACCUGCACAUCUCAGAAGAAUUCCCUCGCCACAGAGAAAGAUGAGCUGAAGGAAAAGGUGGACGAUUUGGUUUUGCAGCAUAAUUCCGUGACCGAAGAGAGAGACAAGCUGAAGAAGAUCAACAUUGACAUUGAGUCCAGCAACAAAAACCUGACCGAGGAGAGACGUUCGUUAAAGGAGAAGCUAAAUGACUUUGUAUCCCAAAUUAAUUCACUGACGACAGAGAUGAAUAAGACAAGUACCGAUUCGGAGGUCACAUCCAGAAGUCUCACUGGGGAACGAGAGAACCUGAGGACACAACUGAAUAUCUGUACCACUGAGGCCACAUCCAGAGGUCUCACAACUGAAAGAGACAACCUGAAGAAGCAGCUGAAUACCUGUACUUCACAGCAAAAUUCUUUGGCCAAUGAGAGAGACACACUAAAAAGGACAAACACUGCCAUUGAGGCAACAUCCAGAAGUCUCUCAACAGAACGAGACAAUCUGAAGAGGCAACUGAACACCUGCACCUCACAGCAAAAUUCUCUGACAAACGAGAGAGACGCCCUGAAGAGGACAAACACUGCCAUUGAGGCAACAUCCAGAAGUCUCUCAACAGAACGAGACAAUCUGAAGAGGCAACUGAACACCUGCACCUCACAGCAAAAUUCUCUGACAAACGAGAGAGACGCCCUGAAGAGGACAAACACUGCUAAUGAGGCCACAACCAGGAGUCUGACAACUGAAAAAGACAACCUGAAGAAGCAGCUGAAUACCUGCACCUCACAGCAAAAUUCUCUGACAAACGAGAGAGACGCCCUGAAGAGGACAAACACUGCUAAUGAGGCCACAUCCAGGAGUCUCACAACUGAAAGAGACAACCUGAAGAAGCAACUAAAUACCUGCACUUCACAGCAAAAUUCUCUGACCAAUGAGAGAGACACACUGAAGAGGACAAACACUGCCAUUGAGGCAACAUCCAGAAGUCUCUCAACAGAACGAGACAACCUGAAGAGGCAACUGAACACCUGCAUUUCACAGCAAAAUUCUCUGACUAAUGAGAGAGACGCACUGAAGAGGACAAACACUGGUCUUGAAGCCAGGUUCAGAAGUCUAUCCCUGGAAAAAGAUGAGGCAACCAGGACGCUGAAUGCCUGCACUUGGGAGAAGAGCUCCUUGACUAUAGAGAAAGACAAGCUUAAUAAGAAAUUGACAGAUUUUGCUUAUUUUGCGGAGAAAAAAUGGCUGUAUUUCAGUGGUAGCUUCUAUUAUAUUUCUUCAACCAAGAAGACCUGGCUGAGCAGCCGGUAUGACUGCUGGGGUAAAAAUGCCGAGUUGGUGAUCAUAAACAGCAGAGAGGAAGAGCAAUUUACAAGGAAUUUCCAGACUAAAGCCUGGAUUGGUCUAAGUGACAGAAUACGAGAGGGCUUCUGGAAAUGGGUGGAUGGGACUCCGCUAACAAAAAGCUACUGGUACUCUGGAGAACCUAACCAUUAUUUUGGCCGAAAUGAGGACUGUGUAGAGAUUAAGAACUUCAGCUCUGAAGGCAGCUGGAAUGAUGCUGAAUGUGGAAACGAAAACUAUUGGAUCUGUGAAAAGAAUUUGAAUGCUUAAUAAUUGGAAACCAAAACGUUUUCGGGUUUCCUGCUCAAAGGCUUUUCAGAAAUCCGGCUGAUAAGACAAGAGUAUAAUGCUGUGCUUUUUGCUUUUCUCACAGAAUAUACUCGUAGCUGUGCUUCAGGUUAUUCUUUGAUCAGUUUCUACAAGAAUGUUAUCAGUACAAAGUUCUAAAUGCCCAAUUAGCUCAAAUGUGAGAUCUUUGUGUGUGUUUUGAUUGUAACUCUGAUAUUAGGGUCUUUGUAGUAGACAAUAAGAGACUCAGGUGAUGUGUGUUACAAGAUUAUUCAAACUGAGUGGCUCAAAAACGGCCCUGGCAAUAACGUAACCCACCCAGAUCUAAGCCAAGAUCUUAAAUUUCAAAACUAUUUUUGUAAAAGUUCUCUGCUCAUUUUGAAAUGGUUUAAAUCUGAUUUAAGGCUGCUUGCUUUCUGUUUUAAAGAUGGCCGAUUAAGGACACUCAUUUUAUUUCCACCCUACUAAGUUUUAUUAACUCCACACAUUGAUGGUUGCAUCAAUGUGUAGCAUGCCUUUCUUUUCUUUGUAUUUGAGGUUCAGCAAAAGAGCCACAUUAGCUCUAAAGAAACCAACUUAUAAUAAUAAUAAUUAUUAUUAUUAUUAUUAUUGACUGUU
Molecule: messenger RNA, 2939 nt
Organism: Fundulus heteroclitus (mummichog)
Lineage: Eukaryota; Metazoa; Chordata; Actinopteri; Cyprinodontiformes; Fundulidae
Product: C-type lectin domain family 4 member F
Exons: 31
Coding region: 54-2303 (749 amino acids)
Molecular function (GO): signaling receptor activity
Source: RefSeq, a predicted model, not a curated record